Molecule: messenger RNA, 2424 nt
Organism: Pteronotus mesoamericanus
Lineage: Eukaryota; Metazoa; Chordata; Mammalia; Chiroptera; Mormoopidae
Product: zinc finger protein 77-like
Exons: 4
Coding region: 108-1850 (580 amino acids)
Biological process (GO): regulation of transcription by RNA polymerase II
Molecular function (GO): DNA-binding transcription factor activity, RNA polymerase II-specific; RNA polymerase II cis-regulatory region sequence-specific DNA binding
Source: RefSeq, a predicted model, not a curated record
CCAGAGCGAUCCUGGGUGCUCUGUCUGUUUCUGUUACCUUCCGGGGUUGCAGGGCUGCGGAGCUGCUGGGAGAACGACGACCUGAGAAAGAGCGACGCAGCUGCGAAAUGGACACAGUGGUCUUUGCGGAUGUGGCUGUGAACUUCACUCAGGAAGAGUGGGCUUUGCUGGAUGCUGCUCAGAGGAAGCUCUACAGAGAAGUGAUGCUGGAGACGUUCAGGAACCUGGCCUCAGUGGUUACAGAUUGUUUCACUCAAGUUAAAACCCGAGCCCCAUGUCCUGGGCAGGACACUUUGGAGAAUAAAAUAUCCAGUGAAGAGAAGAUACCAAGAUUCACAAGAAAUGAUUCCUGGCCUGAUUUUAGAGAAAACUGUAUAGUCUAUAACAUUGCAGGUCGGCACCAACCCCAGGAGAGGCAUCUGAGAAAUCACAUGCUGGAGACUCCAUGUGAGAGUAAUGACGCUAAUCCAUGCGGAGACACCCUGAACCACAUCACAGAUCUUCCUGUGGGGGAGAGACAUCCUCCUGGAGUUAAACCCCGUGAGUGCGCUAAGUGUGGAAAAGCCUGCUCAAAUCAGCCAAGAUCUCCCAAUGGACAUGAACCUCAUCCAUGUGAGGAAUGCGGACAAGCCUGCAGGUGUGUCUCAUGUCCAAGCCCUCACGUGGGACCAGACUGUGUGGAGAAACCCUGUCACUGUCAGGAGACUGGGAGAGCAUGUAAGAGAUACGUGAAGAAUCUCAGUAAUAAAAACUCUAUUGAGUGUCAGAAAUGUGGAAAAGCUUUCACUUGCCACUCCUCCUUUCGGGGACAUUUGAGAGGUCACUGUGGACAGAAAGUCCAUGUGUGCAAAGUAUGUGGGAAAGCCUUUAUGUAUUACUUUUACCUUACAGGACAUGUGAGAACUCACACUGGAGAGAAACCUUAUGAGUGUAAGGCAUGUGGGAAAGGUUUCGGUAGUCUGAAAUACUUUAGAAGGCACGUAAGAACACACAGUGGACUGAAACCGUAUGUAUGUAAGGAGUGUGGGAAAGUCUACAGGUACCUCACAAAUCUGCAAGAACAUGCAAGGACACACAGUGGGGAGAGACCCUAUGUAUGUCAGCACUGUGGGAAAACCUUUAGCCGUCACUCCUCCCUUCGCGGGCACGUGAGAACGCACAGUGGAGUGAAGCCCUAUGAAUGUCAGCAAUGUGGGAAAGCUUUCAGGUUUCCUGCAAACCUGCAAGUACAUGUGAGGACACACACUGGGGAGAGACCCUGUGAAUGUCAGCACUGCGGGAAGGCAUUCAGGUACGCGGCAUCCCUGCGAGUGCACGUGAGGACGCACACUGGGGAGAAACCCUAUGAAUGUCAGCAGUGUGGCAAAGCCUUCACCAGUCACUCUUACCUUCAAAAACAUGUGAGAACACAUAGUGGGGAGAAAUCCUACGAAUGUAAGGAAUGUGGGAAAGCUUUCAGGCAGCUUCAACAUUUUCAAGGCCACAUGAGAAUACACAGCGGGGUGAAACCCUAUGAAUGUAAAGAGUGUGGGAAAUCCUACAGUUUUCUCUCAUCCCUUCGAAUACACGUGAGAAUGCAUAGUGGGGAGAGACCCUUUGAGUGUCAGCAGUGUGGGAAAGCCUUUAGUCGUCUCUGUUCCCUUCAAGGACAUAUGAGAUCACACACUGGGGUGAAACCCUAUGAGUGUAAGGAGUGUGGGAAAUCCUUCAGAUAUCCUGACAACCUGCGAGUACACGUGAGGACACACACUGGGGAGAGGCCUGAUGAAUGUCAGCACUGCGGGAAAACCUUCAGGUAUCCCACAUCUCUGCGGAAACAUGUGAGAACGCACAGUGAAAAGAAUACCUGAAUGUCAGCAAUGUGGGAGAGCCUCCAUGUAUCGUGGAUACCUGCAAGCACAUGUGAGGACACAUGAUGUCAGAAACUGAGCACAAGGACUGUGGGAUGCCUUUAUUCUUCUUUAAAAUUUUGUUGUAAAUGUGAGCAAACACUGGAAAGAAACUAUAUGGAUGGAAAAAAAAUGGAAAAACCUUCAGAUAUAGCACUUUUCUUAUUUUGUACAUGAAAAUUCAGAGCAGGCUGAAAUCUUUUAACUAUUAUAUAUAUAUAGUAUUGCCUUUGUAAAUAACUUAUCCUUACUAGUGGUUUCCAGUGUAUUAAUGUCUGGUUAUGUUUCUGAUAUGAAAACUUGAGAUAAAUAUUUCUCUAUGUCCCUGCAUCUGUACUAUACAUAUUGUAUUAUCUUGGGCUUUAAGUAGUUGUAUAGUUGUAUAAAACUUGUCUCAUUGCCAUUACUAUUACUUUUGGACUUAGUAUUUAGUGGGGGUUUUUUUGUUGUUCAUAAUUUAGUGACGUUAUUGUGUAAAAUUUACAGUUGGGGAAACUGAGGCUCGGAGAGCUAAAAUGACUUGCCCAGUAUCAUA